GAUUUAAUAUUGAUCAGUCUUUUCAAAGGCCUGAAGUUUCUGUUACAAAUCAUGAUGAAUACAUGUGGGGGCCAGGGGACACUGCUAACAGGGGUUGGUGCAGCAGAAUCAGUCUGGGGGGCAGAUGGGUGCGCCUUCUGUGCAACAGCCUGUGUAUGAGUGUGGUGUGCGUGGUCCCUCCUUCCCUCCGGUGGCUGGUACUCCUCUCUUAUCUUUGUUUCCCCAGAUGGACACCCAGGAGCGGCUUCAAUCCAGUGUUGGUGGAGCGGUGGUGCCGGCAGCGGGACAGGUCCCAGUGGACGGGGCAGGAGCAUCGUCGGCGGGGCAGCUGCAGCCUGUGGAGGGUAGAGGCAGAGCCCCAAAAAAGAUCUGGAUAGUCGGCCACUCCUUUGUUCAUUGGGCAUCGUUAAGGGCUUUAGCCUCCCGGGCGUCCAUCAGAUGGCUAGGGCAUAGAGGGCUAUGCUGGCAGGAAUUUCCAGGGCUUAUCCAGGAGGCUCACCGGAGGUGGGGUCAUACAGACAUUGUGGUUCUACAUCUUGGGGGCAAUGACCUAGAAGCAUUGCCUACCCUUGAGUUGAUCAGUAUCAUGGGGGCGGACAUUAGGUGGCUACACGCCUGGUUGCCUGGGCUGAAAGUGGGGUGGUCCUGUGUCAUUCCGAGAUUGCAUUGGAGGCACGUGGAGAGUCACAAGGCAGCAUUUGGGGUCCGCAAGAAGUUGAAUAGGGAUAUAGGCAAGGUUGUUUCGGAAUUAGGAGCUUUUGUUGUGAGGCACUCCAACAUCUCGUCCGGGGAUAAGAGCCUGUAUUGAAAGGACGGGGUUCAUUUGACAGAGGAAGGGCUAGAUAGGUUCAUUUCCAAUAUAGCUAAGGCCUUAGGUUCAGUAAUUUAGAAAUAGGUAACCAAAUGUAGUGUUUCCUGCAGUUAGGGUUGGCGGCAAGAAUAGGUUGAUUGGUAUUCUUGUGGCUGGCGGUAGCAUCCCGGGCGGCAGAUAGAAAGCGGGGAGGAGUGACGGCCAUUGCAGGAGGUGUGACGUACCCAGGCGCGUGCUUGGGGAAAGCACCUCCUGGGUUGCGGAGGGCCGAACAGCUCGAGUAUGUAACCUUCUAUCUGGUACCGCGUUGUAGCCGGGCUCCGCUUUGUCUCCGUUUGCCUGGGGGGCUGCUUCCCGCUUCAUAUGGGUUAUUUAGGUUUAGUCAUUGCCGCUCAACUGUUUAAGUAAAGUUAAGUCUUAAUUAUAGUCAUUUACCGUACUGGGUAAAUGAAAAGUUUAAAGUUUGGAGAAGGCCUUGAUGCUUUAAAUUAAAUCAGUCAAGGAGUGCCUUGCGUUAAUAAAAUUGACCUAUAUGGUCUUAACCUCCA
Molecule: messenger RNA, 1359 nt
Organism: Bombina bombina (fire-bellied toad)
Lineage: Eukaryota; Metazoa; Chordata; Amphibia; Anura; Bombinatoridae
Exons: 2
Coding region: 125-808 (227 amino acids)
Source: RefSeq, a predicted model, not a curated record